AUGUCUCAAUUCACCCUCCCCCCCCUUCCCUACGCUUACGAUGCGUUGGAGCCCGUCAUCUCCAAGCAAAUCAUGGAAAUCCACCACCAGAAGCACCACCAAACCUACAUCACCAACCUCAACGCCGCCCUAACUGCCCAAUCUACUGCCCUCCAAUCCCAAGACGUCCCCCAACUCAUCUCCCUGCAACAAAAGAUCAAAUUCAACGGUGGUGGCCACAUCAACCACUCCCUCUUCUGGAAGAACCUGACCCCCGCCAGCUCCCCGCAGGCGAAGCUCGAGUCUGCCCCCGGUAUCAAGGCUGCGAUUGAGAGGAAGUGGGGUAGCUACGAGGCAUUCCAGAAGUUGUUUUCGGCUACUUUGCUGGGAAUCCAGGGUAGUGGAUGGGGUUGGUUGGUUGCCAAUAAACCCAAGGGGGAGUUGGAGAUUGUGACGACGAAGGAUCAGGAUCCGGUGACUGGGGACACGCCGCUUUUUGGAAUUGAUAUGUGGGAGCAUGCGUAUUACUUGCAGUACCUGAACAACAAGGCCUCCUAUGUCGAGGGUAUCUGGAAGAUCAUCAACUGGUCUACUGCUGAGGACCGGUACCAGAACGGCAUCGAGGGCCCUGCUGUCCUCAAGCUGUAA
Aspergillus chevalieri is the source of this 627-nucleotide messenger RNA. Its product is annotated as superoxide dismutase. Gene Ontology annotation, cellular component: mitochondrion. The record is from RefSeq and is a predicted model, not a curated record. Bases 1 to 627 code for a protein of 208 amino acids. NCBI's taxonomy places the organism in Eukaryota, Fungi, Ascomycota, Eurotiomycetes, Eurotiales, Aspergillaceae. Gene Ontology annotation, biological process: superoxide metabolic process. The transcript has 3 exons. Gene Ontology annotation, molecular function: superoxide dismutase activity; metal ion binding.